AUCAUGGGCCGUAUCUUCUUGGAUCACAUCGGCGGGACACGCCUGUUCUCCUGCGCUAACUGUGACACCAUCCUGACGAACCGCUCCGAGCUGAUCUCCACACGCUUCACCGGCGCCACCGGACGAGCUUUCCUCUUCAACAAGGUGGUGAACCUGCAGUACAGCGAGGUACAGGACCGUGUGAUGCUGACCGGCAGACACAUGGUGCGAGACGUCAGCUGUAAGAACUGCAACAGCAAGCUGGGCUGGAUCUACGAGUUCGCCACCGAGGACAGCCAGCGCUACAAGGAGGGCCGUGUGAUCCUGGAGCGAGCGCUGGUGCGAGAGAGCGAGGGCUUCGAGGAGCACGUCCCGUCAGACGCCUCCUGAGAUGUGUGUUAGGCCACACCCACACACUAGAUUCACCAAUAAACACGAGCUUCAGAUGCACCAUCUCUUCUGUAAUUGGCUAAAACAGACCCGACCGUCUGCUCUGCGCUCGCACGGGCGUCAGUAAUAGGACAGAAGUGCACGUUCAUGGUCUCUUCUCCCAUGUUUCACACACUUUCCCUCUGUAUGGAGUUCAGUUUGUGCCAGAAGCGUCGACGGCUGUGUACAGUAUUUGUCUGUCUGCUGUGGUUUUGUCCUUCAUUUGUGUUUUAACUCCUGCUCUCAGACAUCCAGAUAAACAAGCAGAUUUAUUCAGUAAUGAGUUUCUCACAAUCUCUGAAUAUUAUGACUAAAGAUCAUUGUAGACUGUAGAUUCGUUCACAUUUACAGAACAGAAGAAUAAAGGCAUCUGAAAGUUUUAGAAACUCUUAUUAGAAAAAUAAAAUAGUCAGACCUGGUCAAAUACACCGGACAUUACAGUCCAUUCUUCUGGCACAGAUGUACCUCCGUAUGAAGCCUUCACAUGCAGAAACCUGAGCUUUUUUCUUUUAGAUGAGCAUUUUGUCAAGAUAUUCAGUAACUGACUAAUAACCUUUUCUUUGCCUUUAAAGAGAAAUUACUGAACCUAAACAUAGGAGCCCUAAACAAAAAUCUCAUUUAAAAGACGAGAUCUCCGACAGACCUGGAUGGUUUGGCAUCUGAAGGCUUCGUGUGUAAGAUCUGCUGUGUUAGUGUUAGUGUUGAUAGAUAACAUCUGCACCUUCAUCUGGAAACAAGAGCUAGUGAAUGUACCGAAUCAAUACUGAAAUUAUGUAGAUUUCUCCACAAAUUCUCUGUUUGUUUCCUAAAGAGAGCUCCCUAGCCGCUAUAGUAAGACCUUCUUUAUUAUCCUUUAAUCACUGAUCCAUGGGUGAGGUGUUUCUCCUACAGUCAUGUGACCCAACCGGUUCAGGAUACACACUCAGCAGAUCUGGACAUCUUUCUGGUUGAACAGGCUUUUAGCAGGAGGAUCUGAGAUCUGUAGUUUCAGCUGAUAAACUAGAGGACAGACGCUGUCCUGUUUCCAGUUUGUUAGAAACCACCUUUAGUGUUGUUCAGUUGGACAGGAGUGUGUUAGUGUUCACAGAUUCUCGUGUUCAUUUGUGAUUCCUUCCAGACUUUGUGGAUUUGUCGGGUCUCUAAAUCUCCUCCGUUCUGCUGAAUUUAAGCUCAGCAUGUUGAACGUUGUUGUACUGUUUCUCUGAGCGAAUUCCUCACAUGCUUCUGAUUCUGUUCGGUGUUUGUUUGCUUCUGAUGUCAAAGUACCAGCAAGAGCCUUUCUGCUUCUCUGUCCUUUAAUUAAAGCCGCUUCUGUUAAUUAUUGUAUCCCAAAGCUCAGUUGUGUAUUUAGCAUGAAGUUCAUUGUGUUAUAUUUGAUGUCUGACUUGAAGAAUAAAUCAUUUCCCAAAGUGGAA
Molecule: messenger RNA, 1823 nt
Organism: Carassius gibelio (silver crucian carp)
Lineage: Eukaryota; Metazoa; Chordata; Actinopteri; Cypriniformes; Cyprinidae
Product: protein yippee-like 5
Exons: 2
Coding region: 4-369 (121 amino acids)
Source: RefSeq, a predicted model, not a curated record